Molecule: messenger RNA, 438 nt
Organism: Linnemannia hyalina
Lineage: Eukaryota; Fungi; Mortierellomycota; Mortierellomycetes; Mortierellales; Mortierellaceae
Source: the annotation of a GenBank genome assembly
AUGAAGCUGCUGCUUUGCUCUGCGCCCAAACUGAAGGAACUCUCUCUUGUCGGGUACUACGGCUUAACUGCAGGAGGAUGGUUGGACGCCAGGAAGAUUGUAGAGAUGGAAUGGGUCUGCUUAGGUCUGGAGGUCUUCCAAUGCAGGAUCGGUAACAUCCCCCGCCCAGAUAUCACCCGCAACAUUGGCGAUAAUCCAGCGGACGUCUUUGUUGUCAAAGGUUCCCUUCAGGAAAGUCUCGACCUCCAGUGUCAGGUGUACACCAAGCUGGCCAAGUUGACAAGGUUGUGGGAACUGAAGCUGGACUUGGAGAGCUACAAGUAUACGUUGGAAUAUGAAUUGGACGAGAUGUACAGGAGACAUUUUGACUGUCUUGCGAUGACUUUGGACAGUGGUUUGGAUCUGCUGAAGGGGUUGAAAGGGUUGAGGGUGAUUUAG